AUGGGCGAUAUCCGCGAGAAGGGGAUGUCGAAGGAUGAAUUUGCGAUGUUCAUGAAGCCAAAGUGGAAAAAGACGAACCGUGACGACACCGGCAGCGGCGGGCAUUGGCACCUCGGACGGGAGCAGAACAGCACCAACCCGUUCUUCUCGACAUCGUGGCGCGACCUGUUUCAUGUCGUCCUACCCGUCUCAGUGCCCUUGGCCUUCCUGUUUUUUUUCCUGUUUCGGAAGUUCCGCAGGAGAGCAGGACCGAAGAAUUUGUACAAAAGCUCGCCGCUGAAGACUAGGGAUGUAGUCGACGCGGAUGGAGUGGCGACGACUUCGGUCGUUGUGUUGUCAACCCAACUGUAUCGGGAUGGCAGGGCUUGGACCGAUGAAAAUUUCUUUGAAACAACAUCCACAUGUAGUGUCGACUCAACAACAUCAACAUCUGUACGUGGCAGUGCUGACAAAAGCAAUUCUUGUGUGGUGGAGUUAGAACAAAUCUCUAUCUCUGCUGUGUAAAACUCUUCUGGGGGUCCAGCAAUUUGUACUGGUUCAUCAAAUGGCACAACCCGUUGUAAGAAAAUGGCAUCGAACCGUUUCCGUCGAGAUAAGGUUG
Molecule: messenger RNA, 601 nt
Organism: Amoebophrya sp. A120
Lineage: Eukaryota; Dinophyceae; Syndiniales; Amoebophryaceae
Source: the annotation of a GenBank genome assembly